AUGGUGCCAAAGUGGCCACAGGCUGUUGAUAAAGGCAGACAGAAUCAAGUGUCAUGGAAUAUAGUGCAAAAAUACCUCAAAUUCACCAUUGCACUCGUGGGCAAGGUGCUUCAGCAGCCCCCGAUGAGCGACAUCCUUCAUCAUGUUCAGAAUGCUGUUAAAUAUAUGCAGAACAUUCAGAGAGAUAUCUCAAUCAUCAAAAAUUCUGUAGGCCUCAGUGCCACUCCGCCAAAUGCCACCAAUUUCAGUGAGGGCAAAGCAACCAUGUCCUGGGCGCAGGUGGCGCGUGGUAGAGACAAUGCUAUACUACCAACACCAGCUGCUCAAGGCAUGUCCACCACCAAGGCCAAACCCACAGUCACGGCAUACAGAGAUCGAGCAAUCAUAGUUAAACUCAAGGAUCACAGAACUGUCCAGCGCUUCUGA
Blastomyces gilchristii SLH14081 is the source of this 426-nucleotide messenger RNA. RefSeq lists its product as uncharacterized. The transcript is spliced from 2 exons. The record is from RefSeq and is a predicted model, not a curated record. Bases 1 to 426 code for a protein of 141 amino acids. Lineage: Eukaryota; Fungi; Ascomycota; Eurotiomycetes; Onygenales; Ajellomycetaceae.